UGCGGAUUGCCGUAACAUUGCGCCUGUUCAGCAGCAUUAACAACUUCCAGAAGAAGAUUUUUAAUUGCAUAUUUCUUAUUAAUAAAGCUAGAGUCACUUUUCCAGGCGCAUACGGGGGAUCGCAGCACUAGAAGAAAGUAUGGAUUACGUUCUGUCAUUCACUGGGAAGGGCGCCCGCUCCAUCCGCGACGCCGUUUCCAGUCGGAUCUGGCCUUCGUCACCCAGAGAAGUUUACUUCCAAGACACUUUUGCCGAUCGGACAGGUUUGCAUGGAGAAAACGGCCGAGCCAAAGAUACCGGGCAGAAGAAGACUCCAGAGAAGAAGGAUGUGCGGCGCAUGUCGUUCCAGCGACCCAAGGGGACCGUGGAGUAUUCCGUGGAGUCCCGGGACACAUUGAACAGUAUUGCACUGAAGUUCGACACCACGCCCAAUGAGCUGGUCCAGCUGAACAAGCUCUUCUCCAGAGCAGUUGUGCCUGGCCAGGUUCUCUAUGUUCCGGACCCAGAGUAUGUGUCCAGCGUGGGGAGCUCCCCCUCCCUCAGUCCCAUCAGCCCGAUGUCCCCCACCUCGUCUGAGGCCGACCUAGAGAAGGUCACAGACUCUGAUGGGCCCCCCCGGCCGGAAGCCCCGCCUCCCGCCUCCACCGGGCUCCGCCCCACCCGAGUGGUGUCAUCCACCUCUGAGGAGGAAGAGGCCCUCACUGAGAAGUUCCUUAAGAUCAACUGCAAGUACAUCACCGACGGCAAGGGUACCGUCAGUGGGGUUCUGCUGGUCACUCCCAACAACGUCAUGUUCGACCCUCACCGGACGGACCCGUUGGUGCAGGAGCGAGGCUGUGAGGAGUACGGCAUCAUGUGUCCCCUGGAGGAGAUCAUGUCGGCCGCUGUGUACCGCGAGAUAACCGACAGCAAGAUCAGAGAGUCCAUCCCUCAGGACUUAGAGCAGUUUUUGGGGAGGGACCCAUGUCACCCAAAGAGAAUACCACGGAGUCAUGCUGACGAACCAGAGACUCGGGGGAGGGACAUGGGUAACGACAGCUCCAGCACAGCCCCCCGCAGCACAGAGGAGUCCUUCUCCGAGGACGUCUUCACUGAGUCGGAGCUCUCGCCCAUCCGAGAGGAGCUGGUGUCCUCCGAUGAACUGCGGCAUGACAAGUCGUCAGGUGCCUCUUCCGAGUCCGUACAGACCGUCAGCCAGGUCGACGUUGCCGGAAACCUGGAGACGGUCGCUGACGCCUCCACACCCAUGACCCGGCAAGCAGAGGAGCCGAUGCUUGUGGCGGAGACAGGUCCGGGGGUGCCAGGCCACGCAGCGUCCUUCCUCCACGGGCUCCAAACAUCCCAGCGUGGAGAGAUACCGGGGAUGCCCGGCCAGGAGGGGAACAAAGCUUACAGCGCCUCGGAUGCACAGGGAUCCACCGCUGCGGCCUCCCAGCCCUGCGGUCAAGACAGACCUGAUGGUGCCAGACUGGCCGGGGAGUCCGGCCAGGACACGGAGGCUGACGUGGAGGAGCUGAGAAAGAUGUGGAAGAGUCAUACUAUGCAACAAACUAAGGAACAGAGGGAGACGGUGCACAUGGACGUGAUGGGAGCCAAGGAAGGGCAGAUGACGCCAGAAGGACAGGUGGCACCCAAGGAGAAGCGGAGGCAUCGAUCACACAAGUUCCUGUGCCUACGGGUGGGUAAGCCCAUGCGGAAGACCUUUGUGUCCCAAGCCAGCGCCUCCAUGCAGCAGUACGCCCAGAGGGACAAGAAACAUGAGUACUGGUUUGCCGUCCCACAGGAGAGGUCUGACCACCUGUAUGUGUUCUUCAUCCAGUGGAACCCAGACACAUACGGGGAGGGAUUGGGAGCUCCGGGUCGGGAACCAGGGUUUAUGGUGGUGAAGAAGAAUCAGGAGUCAGAGGGCGGAGACGAGCUGUCCUCCACGGAUGAGGAGGCCAAGGAGUGGGAGGUAGUGCCGGUGGCUGAGUAUCACCGCCGGAUCGAUGCGCUAAACAGCGAAGAUCUGCGCGCUCUCUGCAGGCGUCUCCAGAUAUCCACCAAGGAGGAUAUUAACUCCAAGCAUGGAGCGAACACCAAGUCUGAGCUGGAUCCGGAGACUUUCAGACCCAACCUGAGCGAGCCUAGCACCCUGCUGGAGCCAGAGCAGAUAGAGAAGCUUGCUAAGAAUCUCCCUCCCAGGACCAUCGGCUACCCGUGGACGUUGGCGUUUGGCACAGCCAAGCACGGCAUGAGCAUAAAGACCCUGUACCGUGCCAUGCAAGGCCAAGACACGCCAGUGCUCAUGGUCAUCAAGGACAGCGAUGGCCAGCUCUUUGGCGCAUUGGCAUCCGAGCCUUUUAAAGUCAGUGAUGGCUUCUAUGGGACGGGAGAGACCUUUCUGUUCACCUUCUGUCCCGAGUUUGAGGUGUUCAGAUGGACAGGAGACAACAUGUUCUUCAUCAAGGGAGACAUGGACUCGUUAGCAUUUGGAGGUGGAGGAGGGGAAUUCGGUCUCUGGCUCGACGGAGAUCUCUACCACGGCAGAAGUCACUCGUGCAAAACCUUUGGCAACCCCAUGCUGUCAAAGAAAGAGGACUUUUAUGUGCAGGACAUAGAGAUCUGGUCGUUCGAGUAAUGAACUGACGGGACGCUCGGGGGAAGACGACGACGACGCCACCGUGCGAGGGGAUCGCAUCAUAACCAAAGCCUUGACGUUCCAAACCUGACUGCUCAUCACCUUGGCUCUCCCCAGACUCGCCCUGGAAGCAUAACCACCCUGUCGGCUGCCACGUUUGGUCUCACUGUGCAGGGAACAUGCGUGUGUGCAGGUUGGGAGAGGUACGGGACAGUGCUGGGGAGGGGGUGGCUGGGCACUGUUCCCGCUUUGGCCCUACAGGAGGAAGGAUCGUCAACGCAUUUGCGCCCCCUGUGUGUAGUAGAUGAUGGCAGUGCAGGUUUGGGACUCAGGUACAGGCGCAUGGGCAGAGCAGGGCAGAGGCAACUCAAAGGUCCAGACUUCUGUAGCUGUGUGAGGUGUCCUUGACUGGCCCGAUAUAGGAACCCCAACACGUUCUAGGCCUUAACAGAAGUUUUAAGCAGACCUAUUUCCUCGGUCUCUCAGUAGAGGGCCCUGAAAGGAGAAUAGGUUUUGGGCAUGUAACACUAGAAGCAUCGGCAGGACAGGGUACCACGACCAGGCAUGGUUUCCGCAUUACCAGGUUCUUCAGAAGCAAAAUGUAGACUACUGUGUAUUAUAGUCCUCCUGUUGUUCACCCUUUUAGCACACCAUCGUGAAGCACAUAGCUAUAAGAAUACCCAUAGUCGUAACGUUCCGUUCAGUGGGUGUACGUGUGAGUCCGGCCAACGCCAGCUUCGCCCUGGGGCUGCGUGUGCUGUUUGUAGACAGUAAUGUGUUGCAAUAGAUUUGUGGAAUAUGCAAAUUACUGUCAUGUGACCUCAGAUAACACAGGUGGGAGUUCUGUCGACCUGUUCUUUCAGAGAACGUUGUAAGGCUUAUACGUCUUAACUAAUGAUUGCUUUUCUGGGUAAAAUUUGAAAAGCCUGAGAUUGUUUACUGUUUUCCACUAAUGAAAAUUUAUGUAUUUAUAUAUAUGAUUAUAUAUAAAUAUAUAAUUAUAUAUAUUGCUGUUAAGUGUGACAGUGAUCUUUUUGUGCUGAUAUUUCAGCUGUUACAAAUAUAUUGUAUAUUACCCUGUAAAUUAAUGUUAAAUUAGUAAAUUUGUUCCUAUAUAUACAUAAAUAUAUAUAUAUAUAUAUAUAUAUAAAAUGUUGAUGGUGAGUUGCUUAUAGCACUUUAGUAUACAAGCAUAAUAUCAGGUCCCUAGGGUUAUUCAUUGAUAGCUGUACAUUACAUUUAUUAUAAUGAUUUUUUUAAGGUUAAGAAAGCUUGCUGCUACCAUAUCUGAUAGUGUGGGUCCAUGCUCUGUCACAGAAGAGAGCAUUUAUCCGUGCUGAGAGGGGGGGCGCCGGGCACGGGUCCUCCUGCUGCCACGUGCCCAUCUGGGACGCGGGGGUGUAAAUAAUCUUUUCAGCGGCUUUCUCCCCCCCUUUCUGCUCUUCCACAGCAGUACCUGUGUACUUGUGGAGUCAGAGAACUACAAAUAAGCCCUCGAAUUACUUCACCAGAUUACUAUGUAACAGUGAUGUAUAAAUAACAAUAGGAAAUGAAUAAAUUGUUGUACAACCUCUGAGUUGUUUUCCCUG
This is a messenger RNA of Brienomyrus brachyistius, 4209 nucleotides long. RefSeq names its product oxidation resistance 1a (gene oxr1a). Lineage: Eukaryota; Metazoa; Chordata; Actinopteri; Osteoglossiformes; Mormyridae. Gene Ontology annotation, cellular component: nucleus. Gene Ontology annotation, biological process: response to oxidative stress. The record is from RefSeq and is a predicted model, not a curated record.